UGUCUUGUUGAGGACCCGGCCACAAGACGACAUCAGUCGCGGAAUUAUGUUGAGACUCUGGAAGAAAAAGUCGCUUUGCUCGAGGACCAGCUUCGGAGAGCUCAUUCAAGAGAGCCAGAUUCCGGCACGACAGCCCCAGCCAUUGACAAUGCACAUCCCCUUGGACCAACUGCCUCGGGACCCACGGAAACCGAGGACAGUGUCGACGAGUUAUCUUCCAAAGUUGGAAUGCUGGCCUUCAGAGUGGAUGGAGAAGAGCCUAGCUAUUUGGGUUCAUCAUCGCCUUUUGCCUUUUCACGCAUCAUCCAUUCCUCUCUUCGCCAACCGUUCCCAAGGAAUCGUUCAGAUACCUUUGGGCCUCCUCAAGACGACACGUCACUACCAACACCGUGUCUCUUACCGCAGUACGAAUUCGGAAUCACUCUUAGUAACGCAUACUUUGAGAACAUUCAUGCCCAAUAUCCGUUCUUGCACGAGCCUACGUUUAGACGUUGGGAAGCAAUGCUGGUAGGGUCAGCCGAAGCAGCCGGAGCAGCCGAAGCCAUCGUCUUGGAUCCCGUUCCUUACUUUUUUAUAAAUAUGGUAUAUGCUGUAGGAGCUCUGCUUUUACCCAACACAGGAUCCCUACCCCAGCAAUUUUACCUCUCAGCCCAGUUCUACAUUGACUCUAUCUUAUCGCGCGACAAUUUAGAAGCUAUACAAGACUUGGAUUUUAUGGCCCAUAUUGUCCAACUACAAGCCAUUCUAUGCUAUGCCAUGUAUUCUCUUCGGAGUUCCACAGGUCCGUCAAUUUGGUCACUGUCAGGACUAGCACUCCGCCAAUGCGUCGAGCUGGGAUAUCAUCGAAGCUCGAAACGCUUCGGGUCGACUAUAGACCCUUUACGACUAGAGAUGCGCAAGAGAGUCUUUUGGUGCACUUUCGGUAUCGAAAGCGUGGCUGCCGUUACACUCGGUCGCCCGUUGGGCUUACAACUUCAAGAAGUCGAUGCUGAGUUCCCAACUGAUAUCAAUGAUUCACAAAUCACCGAAACCGGGAUUUCUGGUACGCCUCGAAGCUCUCAUAGCGACGGCCCUACAACCAUGUCAACUGCGCUCCAUGUCUUCCGCCUCCGUUGCCUUUGGGCUCGAAUGCAUACAUCGCUAUAUUCAGAUAAAACGACUAGGACCUCGGACGAUCCGACUUACGGAAUGCGUGUUGAGAACAUUCGCUCCAAGCUUGACGAAUGGAUGGCUUCCAUUCCCCCAAUACCAACCCGCACCGGUGCUGCCCUGACGAUAUUUGCAACAAGAGACUGGUACGAUCUCAAUUUUGGUGAAACCAUUCUCUUGCUUUAUCGCGGCCAGUUAACAGGCAAGCGAGCUUGCGAAGACAGCGUAUUCAUAGAAUGUGCCGCAGCUGCCGAAAAUAUUUGCCAUGGAUACCGACAUCAAUACAUUGGGAAACCAAUCAAACACACCUGGGCGGCUCUUUGUGUCAUCUUCUCCGCUGGAUUGACAUAUUUACACUGCCUUUGGACUUCGUCUGCGGUCCGGGAGGCUGUCUGGUAUGAUGGGAUGAGCAGCACGCUUACGGACUGCACCAUGCUUCUGGCGGUUUUGGCCGAGCGAUGGAAGAGCGCAGCGCCGUAUCGAGACAUUUUUGAAGCUCUCUCUAACCGGACCAUAACCAUGAUGGUGGAUAGAAACCGUGAACAGUGGACACGGCCCGUCUCCUUCGUGCCGUCAAGUCCGGUCAAUCCCCAAAACCUGACGCGGUGGGUGGCGGAUAUACCGGAUGCGGGCAUGUUGGACGGGACGGACAAGAUAUUGGAAGGAUUGCUCGAUGAUUUCAUUGCACAGGAGCAAGAGCCGGGGAGCCCAAGCAGGUUACGAGAAUCACGACAUGGAGACAGGAACGGGAACGAGAACGCGAAUCCAGCUUAG
Molecule: messenger RNA, 1923 nt
Organism: Pseudomassariella vexata
Lineage: Eukaryota; Fungi; Ascomycota; Sordariomycetes; Amphisphaeriales; Pseudomassariaceae
Product: fungal-specific transcription factor domain-containing protein
Exons: 6
Biological process (GO): DNA-templated transcription; positive regulation of transcription by RNA polymerase II
Molecular function (GO): zinc ion binding; sequence-specific DNA binding; DNA-binding transcription factor activity, RNA polymerase II-specific
Source: RefSeq, a predicted model, not a curated record